UAGCUACGUACUACCAGAGUUUCGAUAGUCAUAGCAACAUACUAAGGCGAUUCAGACCAGCUGAAAGAGUGUGUAAGCAUAGAAGUGAAUGUCACCAAUCUAUGUGGGGUAGCGGAUGCUGUCGGAUUAAGGUUGACGGUCCUGGCUUGGCAGCCGUCUUCAACUUUACUUGAGCUUGCCACCAUCUCCGGCAUCUAUCACCAACAUCCGCAAAACCUCCUCGCCGCCAUGAAUCUAAUAGCGUAUUCGGAUUCUGAAGGGUCAGAUAUUGAAGCUCCACAACGGCCGCCGAAACCUGUUGCGAAGCCUACGGCAAAACCGGCGUUUCCAAAAGUUGUCGAUCGCUCGAAGCCUGGAAAGAUCAAACUCCAGCUGCCUACUCCCACCCAUCAACCAAAAGACGACGUUGAUAUCGACGCUGAAGCACCACCAGCUAAGAAGGCCCGCACCGGCGGUGGAGCAUUCGGCGGCUUCAACUCUAUGCUACCUGCGCCUAAACGGCCGAAUGUAAAUGCUAUAUCGGCUGCGGGAGGAGGAGCGGCGACUUCAGGAAGCAGAGGGAUAGGCAAAAGCCUCGGAGUAGGGGUCAAUCUGAAGACUGGUGCAGAGCCGGCCUUCAAGAGAGAACCAAAAGCGGAAGACUAUGACGAGAACGGCAACCCCGUUCAGAAGUCUUCUGGCACGCCAUUGCAGAAAGAGGAUUUUAGGGCCCUGUUGAAUUUACCUCCUCCAAAGACGGAGGCCAAACCCGAAACUAAGACUGAGUCUGCACAGUCAAGUUCUGCCGCAACACCUGACGUCAAGCCAGCCGCUAGGCCGCGGUUCGUACCAAUGUCCAUGGCUCGAGGAAAAAAGAAGCCACAUCCAGCACGGCCCGCAUCUUCACCCUCAAACUCACAGACCGUCAGUCAAUCACCGGGAGCAACCGAAGCCUCCGUCGGCGACCCUGCAGUAGCAGAACCCAAGCUGCCUACGAAGCCCAAGGUAUCAUUGUUUUCUAUACCGGCCGACGAAGAUAGUGUGACAUCAAAGCCAUCAUCAAGCGGCGAUUAUCAGCCUCUGAUUUAUGAUGCUGGAGAGGAGGAGGAUGAGCGGAUACACACUGAAAUCCCUAGCGCGUCCAACCACCAGUCAUCAUCUCAGUCUCACAAUUCCAAUACCGCCACUGCAUCUGGCGCGCGGGAUCUUACUGACAUAGCAUCUGAACUUAACCUUACCGAAGCUGAACGUCGACAGCUAUUCGGCCGCAAAGGGCAAGGACCGGAUAUAUCCGCAGCCAACAUCAUAGAAUUCAACACUGACCAGGAGUAUGCCCACAACGAGAUGUUGCGCCAGCAGGGCGAGACCGUACAGCAUAAUGCGCUCAAGUCGAUUUCAGGUACUGGGAAGAAUAGCCUCAGGAGCCUGCUCAAUAUGGCUACGACGCAGAAGGAGGCACUGGAGGAUCAUUUUGCUGCUGGUAGGAGGAACAAAAGGGAGGCGGGCAAUAAGUACGGCUGGAAGUCGUCUCUCUGGAAGGCAAACUUUACAUGUCCAGAUCCGCAGGCCCGCUUCAGCAUGAGCGGAAAUGGCGUGCGACUGGGGGGGACAGAAAUGCGUCAGUAUGCACGCCCUCCGUCUAUCAUCAUGCCACCUGAGCCACAACCCAAGAACGGCAUCCCCAGUGAGGACCCAUCGAUACACGGAGCGGGGAACGGCACGGGUGUCGUCGAUAGUGAUCUCUCCGCUACCGGUCAAGGUUUUACCGAUGGCGCGCAAGACGUCAGCAACAGGAAAGGGAGGCGAAAGCAGCGGGGAGGAAAGCGCAAAGCCACGAGAUUUGAUCAAGCAGGCUCUCAAGACGCGGCAGACAUGACAAAUUCCGGCAACGCUGGAGAUCCUAUUCAGUUCCAGGAUGGAACAGCUGCCGCCGAAGAGUCGAAGGAGAAAGAGAAGAACACGCACAAGAAUCGGAAGCCGAAGAAGAAAGGCAAGAAAGCGAAAUCAACUGGGGUUGCACCUACGGAGGUCAGCAUCAGUGACAACAGUCUUCCAGAUAAGGUAGAGCUGCGCACUUAUAUGCGUAACGGCAUCGAGGAACAAGGUCUUUUCGCCACUGCGCCCAUUCGUGCGGGCACUCGACUGUUCAACGAGCGACCGAUACUGACGCAGCUCGAUCCCCCAAACGAUACAUUACCUUCCGAAGCCCGAAUAAGAAAUAUAGUCGCAGCCUUUGACGUCCUUCCGCCCGCAGAGCGACACAGGUUCAUGGAGUUAAGGCCCGGUUCCGUGCUUCAGCUACUUUGGCUCUCCCGCGAGGCCGACUAUCUCAUCGAAUGCUAUAAGUCUCUGCGCCUCAAGGCAGACAGUCGUAGUAAAGAGGAGGAUGUUAUUUACAACGCUUUGGGGUCGCGUUUAUUUGCACUAUGCAGGAGCUGGCGCAUCGCUGCCCGCUUCCACGCCAACAGUUGGAAGUGGUCGGUCCAGGCUGGCCACGGAUCCGACGGGUCACCAGAGUACGAGCUGGGUACGGCCGCAUUCGUCAACAUAUGCCGCAUAAAUCACUCAUGCAUACCCAACUGCUUCCCCUACGACAAUCCUGAAACGGGCAGGAUGACGGUCCACGCGACGUGUGAUAUUGCUCCCGGCGAACAGCUCUUCCAUUCUGCUCAGGGAACGGCCCAUUGGUAUCACACUGCUGCCAACCGCGCGCGGGACCUGCGUUGGAUAAUGGGCAUCCACUGCACUUGUCCUGCGUGCGAUGCGACGCAUCCUGAUUUCGGGAGGCACGAAAAUAUCAGGGGGAUGUUGGGCAGCCAUUCCUUCAAGGUGUCGGAGUUCUUCAAUGUGGUGAAGCAUUGCGAUGAGAACGGCUUCAUCGUCCGUAACAUCGACGGCAAAGUGGAGAAGCAGGGACUCCACCUGGAAGUGGAAGCCUUCGUCAAAAUGGAAGAGAUUAUCACGGACAUGUUCUGGCUACUCGAUAGUUUGGGCUGUGGAGAUCUCGAGAUGCCGAGAUGGCGCAAAGGUCUGAGGGAAUUUGUCUUCAAGCGGCUAAAGAAAUGGUAUGCGGUUCAGGCACAUGCGAACAAGGAGCUUCUGGAAACGGCGAGGUGCAUUGGAGAGGAUCAUCCACAUUACCGGUCGUUGAAAGAGGAUAUUGACUUUACGAUAAAAUGCGCCAAACUGGAGAUCGUCAAGGAAGAAAUUGAGCAGAGGGAGAGUAGGGAAGAGGAGAGGCGCCUGAAUGCAAGCAUUACUAGAACAACGAUAUGGAUCCUCCAGAAUCUGCAAGGCAGGGUGGAGUAGUACUACCUGUAUCUUCUCCAGGCCGAGAGAGAGUUUCGCCGGCUUCGCAAGUGGUUCCGGGCCUAACUGGAAGAUUGGCAAGAAGGCCAUGUUGCAUGUACGAUUUGCUUAUACGCUUGGCUAUAGAAGGCGUGGUGAGAUCUUCGCGCUGAUCCGUUUCUGGUGCCACUGUUUCAACAACAAUGGCUGUUAUAG
Westerdykella ornata is the source of this 3483-nucleotide messenger RNA. RefSeq lists its product as uncharacterized. The coding region runs from base 229 to 3288 and encodes 1019 amino acids. Gene Ontology annotation, molecular function: protein binding. The transcript has 4 exons. NCBI's taxonomy places the organism in Eukaryota, Fungi, Ascomycota, Dothideomycetes, Pleosporales, Sporormiaceae. The record is from RefSeq and is a predicted model, not a curated record.